This is a messenger RNA of Danio rerio (zebrafish), 1666 nucleotides long. The record is from RefSeq and is a predicted model, not a curated record. Lineage: Eukaryota; Metazoa; Chordata; Actinopteri; Cypriniformes; Danionidae.
UGUCACCUGAAGUCAUUAAUUGCCUUAAUGUUCUUGUCUUUCUGUGAUUGAUUAAUGCCAGUUUCUUUCUCUUGGUUUAGUAUGGAUAUCAGCUACCCUCAGUAGGUGAAGAGGACGUGAUUUACUGCAGUGUGUACUUUAAACCAAUAGGUGACAAGCUCUUCACAUAUCCACUGUCCUGUAUUCGCACUCAGCCAAUACAGUGUUUUCCUAGAGUCGACCUGCAGGGGGUGCUGAGAACCUUUAUAUCAGAUCUGCAGGCUGAACUGAAGAGCGUGUGUGGUUUUCCAGUGCAGAUGACCUGUAAGCCUUGCUUUUACAACAGUGAACUGAACAGACCAGUUGCUCAGUACUCUGCGGGCCUGCCUGUAAACUUGACGACAGAAAACAGCAGCAGGGGUGUACUGAACCCACUUCCCAGCAGCAACCCACGGGACACAACACAACACCACUACAGUCAGUGUGACUCAACUGGAAAACCCACUGAAAAGAGAAAGAGGCUGAAUUUGGAUUCGUCUCUCCACCAAAAAGACUGGACUUCCUCCAACUUGGCAACCCAAUUCUCUUCCUCGCCCACAAAUGUUCAUUUUACUCCGAUUCAGGCACAGUAUGUACCUCCGAGACCAAAACUUGUGCCAGUCUUCAAUUGCAAACCUGUGAAUGCCACUGAGGUCUAUUCAGCAAACAGGCUGACAGCAGUUGUAAGGCCUUUGUCAUCGAUUUCUAUAUCGUCAUCAUCUGAGCCCCAUUGCUCCACAUCACCAGCUCGUGUUAAUCAGAUCACCAGACCUUCAGUCCCUCAGAGAAUGACUUUACCAUUUUCCAAGAGCAAGGCAGACACUAGGAUUCUCCCACCCCUACCUUUUUCACAGACAAUUCCCCAAAUCGUGCCUCAGAUCCCUAGUAAUACAGGGGGAGACAUGAUUCAGUCAAAACCCAAGAGGCUCAAACAAAGCCUGCAGGAUGUGGAGGUUCACGCAAGAAACAAUCAGCUCUCAAAGAUCAACAUCUCAACUCUACAUGCAUGGUUGAAGAGUCGGGGGAUCAAUGUGCGCUCAAAGGAUAAGAAAGAGGAGCUGGUGUCAAGGGUCAUGAGGAGUCUGAGUGAAAGUUAGGUGCGUUGGUUUGGGUUACUCACCUUAAAAGAAACCUUGCAUACUUGUUCCAUAGAUAAACUGUUCAGUAAGCUGCCAUGAGUUACCUAAUGUUCCUGCACAGCUUUUUCUUUUUUCAUGCAAGACCUUGUAAGCUAAAAUCUCUUGUUUAAUUGGAUCCAGAGAGGUGCAGAUAAAGGGGGAAAAGUAUUUCUUUGUAUGGUGGUUCUUUGUUCUUAGCUUGAUGGCCAUUUGUCAACCAUCAAACUCACCUAUUUAGUGCUCUGGCUUUAAUCAAGACCUAGAGGAAAGUAUUACCUCUGCCUCAGAUGUUUCUCUUUAAAUUCUUUAGAAGUUAAAUGAGACACAAAAGAGAUAAUUAUUGACAUGCAGUAAAAGUAUAGAGUUUCAUCAUUUAUGAAGAUAACCGUUCGGGAAUUUACUGCCAAAAAUUGAAUGUUUAGAUAUUAUUUUUUAGUUUUAUGGCAAAUCGCUUCGUGAGCAGAGGUGAACUUUGCAAUUUGGAGGCCUGGAUCAGAGAACAAGCCGGUUGGGUUUAUAAAUGUAUGUUU